CGCGUUAACGCCUCCAUACUCUCCGCAGGGCGUUGCUUGAUUUCCAGGAAAAGCUCAAAGCAGAAGCGACGGCGUUUCGCCACCGCACCAACCCCGCCAUGGCUUCUCCUUCCGUCAGGACCACCAUGACAUCGCCGGAGCACCACCCGCCGUCGAAAGCAACGGUGAUAUUCAGCUUCGUCACCGUCAGCUUCACGGGCAUCGCGGUCCUUGCAGUUGUCAUAUUAUUCUGCCAAUACCGCGUCCGCGGCCGAGCGCCGGUCUCCGCCGCCGUGGCAGGCGGCAAUAAUCCGGAGGGUCGCCGUGCCGGCGUGGACAUCACCAAGCUGCCGGAGUUCGCGUACGCUGAGUCCGCAAGGCGUGACGGCGGCGGCGACGGGGAGCAGUGCUCGGUGUGCCUCGGCACGGUGCAGGCCGGCGAGAUGGUGCGGCGGCUGCCCCUGUGCAAGCACCUGUACCACGUGGAGUGCAUCGACAUGUGGCUGGCUUCGCACACGACGUGCCCUCUCUGCCGGGCCGACGUUGAGCCGCCGGGGGAAGACGACCAGGCGGCACCGGCGGAGCCGCAGCAGGAGCUGCCGGUGUAGCAGGGCGCCGAUCGUCAUCAUUUUGUCACUUUGUCUCCUGCUUUGGGCACGUUGGUUUGUAGCUUGCCACCUGCGUGUACAGCUUCUGGCUGACAUUCAUAUGAAACAGGAAUUUGCUGGUGCUGUGUCCUCUCGUAAA
Molecule: messenger RNA, 726 nt
Organism: Setaria italica (foxtail millet)
Lineage: Eukaryota; Viridiplantae; Streptophyta; Magnoliopsida; Poales; Poaceae
Product: RING-H2 finger protein ATL39
Exons: 1
Coding region: 99-587 (162 amino acids)
Source: RefSeq, a predicted model, not a curated record